Fusarium poae is the source of this 2148-nucleotide messenger RNA. RefSeq lists its product as uncharacterized. NCBI's taxonomy places the organism in Eukaryota, Fungi, Ascomycota, Sordariomycetes, Hypocreales, Nectriaceae. The coding region runs from base 1 to 2148 and encodes 715 amino acids. The transcript has 3 exons. Gene Ontology annotation, molecular function: DNA binding; DNA-binding transcription factor activity, RNA polymerase II-specific; zinc ion binding. The record is from RefSeq and is a predicted model, not a curated record. Gene Ontology annotation, biological process: regulation of DNA-templated transcription; DNA-templated transcription.
AUGGACCGAUCAUCAUCAUCACCCCAAGAUGAAACCACCCUCAAAAUCUGGAGCUGUGUAAUCUGCCGUCGUCGCAAGAUUCGCUGUGACAGAAAAGACCCCUGCCGUAUUCCCCGUCGCAACCGUGGUCCUUCUACAUCCAAAACACCAGCGCAGAAACAAUCCGAAUUGCUUAGUCGUCUGCGUCGUCUAGAGUCAGUCGUCACGGAGCUCGCGGCGCAGGUUGAGGAUGAAAAUGGGGCCAGUAUCGGAGCAUCGCAUCAGAAGCAGAUAACAGUGGAUGCUUCUGCAACAGGCUCUUCCUGGGCUACGUCAUCUACUGUUGCUGACUCGACAGAUGAAGGUGAAGAUUUCGGUCGUCUUGUCGUUGACAAAGACGGUGGAUUGCACGUUGGGAAUCGAUUCUGGUCUGUAUUUUGCUCCGAAGUUGACAAUAUCCUUCAAGCAGUGCACGACGUAGCCGACUACUCUGAUCCAUCAAACACCUCAAUCAUGACUGAACCAACUGCCAAUGGAAACCUGUCACCUCUCAGUCAUCUGGGCUUUAUCUUUGGAAGCGCAGACUUCUCAAAAGCUCUCGAUGGCCUGAACCCCAUGCCCUCUCAGAUGCUAUUUAUCUGGCAGACCUAUGUUGAGAAUGUAGACCCCUUCAUCAAGAUUCUGCAUAUCCCAACUGUCGAAAAUAUCAUCAAAGACCUGAAAGGAAAUUUUAGUUCUUGCGGAUCUACCACAGAAGCCUUGUUGUUUGCGAUCUCACUCGCUGCCAUCACGUCUUUAGAUGAUGAGGCGGUCGCUCACAACUUCAAUACACCCAAAGAACAACUUCUGCAACGAUACCAAUUCGGCACAGAACAGGCUCUUGCUCGUGUCAACUUCUUAUCAUCUAAAGACAUUACUGUUCUGCAAACUUUGGUUAUGUACCUAUCUCUGCUACCAAACACCGGCGCUCAAGAUAAAGUGUUCCCAUUGACAGGGUUAGUCCUACGAUUGGCAAAGGGAGCGGGCCUUCAUCGAGAAGACGAUUCAGAUCAGCAUAAUCAGCUUCAAAGGGAAACCAGACGUCGCUUAUGGUGGCAGAUCUGCUUCAUCGACUCUGCCAGUCGACGACCUGAAGCUUCAGAUUUGUCUAUUACGCCAGCAUCUUUUAGUGCAGGACUCCCGACAAACACAAACGACAUUGAUCUGGACAGUUCGAUAUCUCAGAUACCUGAUCCCAACCAAGGCUCAACAUGCGUAACUCUUUGUCUCAUCCGCUGCGAGCUAUGGUACCUCACUCAAGCCAUACGAGCCGACAGGACAAACUCCCUCGAAACACGGCUCGGCCUGUUCAACGCCCUGAAACAAAAAGUCGAAAACACAUACUUCCAGCACCUCCAAACGAACAAAUCGUGGGAUUCCUUCAUCAGAACAAUGGCAAAACUCUUCUUCGCCAAAGUCGAGCUCGUCAUCAGGCGUCGAUCAAGGGACCAGCCGCCAACAGAUGAACUGCUUCGCCCAUCCAUCGAAGUCAUCCGUUGCGUCCAGCUCCUCAAGUCAGAGCCUUCAUGGGAGAGAUGGCGUUGGCAAUUGCAGGGACAGAUGCCGUGGCAUGCAAUGGGUGUCUUCCUGCGUCAGGUAUCUCAACACACCUGGACUCACGAGCUUGAAGAUGCGUGGAGCGCUACCGCAGCAUUAAAAGAGAGAGCAACCAAGGAUAUGAAGACGGGGUAUAUGUGGAAAUCCCUCAUGAAGCUAUAUGCAGAAGCAGAAAAGCAUCGCGAAAAGGAACUCAAGCGGCAGGGUGACAAAGCCGAACGUACACUACAGCGUGGAAACCGCGUCAACUCGGAUGUACAGCAGAUGCUUGACAAUGCGGCCAACCAGUCGUUUGAGAUUCCAGUCAACCACCCUCUGAUCGACACCUCGACUUUCGACUCAUCACUUCAUAUCUCCCUUCCGGCGGACAACGGUUCUCUAUCUGUGGAACGACUGUCGACUGCUUUAGGUGCCGCAUCUGACGACCUACCUUCCUGGACACAAGCUGGAGGCGGUAUGGAUCUUGGUCAAGGUGAUUCGUUUGGCGGUGCAACUUCGAAUGGGGAAGGCGAUGAAGUAGACUGGGAGGCUUUGAUGGAUCUAGAUGAGACUUGGAACUGGGAUUUUCUUUAG